Molecule: messenger RNA, 910 nt
Organism: Corticium candelabrum
Lineage: Eukaryota; Metazoa; Porifera; Homoscleromorpha; Homosclerophorida; Plakinidae
Exons: 5
Coding region: 1-402 (133 amino acids)
Source: RefSeq, a predicted model, not a curated record
AUGUGUGAAAAAGUGAAGAAGAGUCGUAGGCGCCUUCGUCCUCCAAAACAUGAUGAUGAAUGGAAACCAGAUGUCAGAUCAAGUCGGAGAAAAGUAGCAAGAGCAGGAUCACCGGUUGUGUUACCUUUUUCUCCAAAUCACUGCGACCUUCUGAAGUUGUUGGCAGUAGCCAACGUCAUGAGCAACAACACAAAACGCGGAAGGUUACUAGAGAAAAGUCAAAUUUACGGUUUAAAACAAAGAAAAUUGACUGGAUUGCAAAAUUUUGAAGAGGAAAUGAAAAAGCAAGAAAACGAAGUCCUCUCGUCUGACGUGAAGACUGCAGUAACGCAGACAGAAAUGUUAACAAGCAAACCUCAGAAAGAUCUACAGCUGAAAUGGAUGCAGCAGAACAGGAAGUGAUGAGGUGGCAGUAAGUGAUGAUGAGCUCCUUUCUUCCGACCACACUGCUACAAAACGAGUGUCCCAGCUGAAGGAGAAAUCAGGAAAUUGCAGGCAGAGCUGCACAAGACAAGGAGAGAGAAGGAAACUCUUUUGCUGCACAGUUGAAGAUAAGAAGCAAGGAUUUCCAAGUUGUUUGGGCAAGACUAGCUUCAAGCCAAAUCAAGGGGAUCGAUGCGUGUGGUUCAGUGGACAUCGACUACUGUUAAGAAAGCGCUGCAGCUACGUUUUGCUCGUGGUGCUUCUGGCUACAAUCUUCUUUUGAUGAAACUAUCCACUUCCAUCUGUGUGAACUCUACAGCGACGAAUGGAGACGGCGUCAUUCAAUCCUGGUAUUCUAGUCCAGGUACUUGACUACCUAGGCAUGAAAGUAAAGGAAAUGCAUGAUGAGGAACGCGUUUGCUGUCUAUAUAACUUUGGAUGAGAUGUCAAUUACCCCAAAUGUUGAAUAUGAUACAAGUAGUGGGCA